AUGCACAACACGAGGCGCACGAUGGAUAAACCGCUUCCUACAGAAAGGCCGGCUCAGACGGUAUCUGAGAUCCUUGACGCUCAAUCCAAGGACAAAUCCCAUGGGCGGUUCGGAUUGACCCCGUCACUGAUACGACUCUACUCGCUCCUUGCCCCCGCCUGCCUCGUAAUCUGCGCUACAAACGGCUACGAUGGCUCUGUGCUCACCGGCCUCCAGGGCAUCGAGCGUUGGAGGUCGCAGUUCGGCGAUCCAAAGGGCGCUCUUCUGGGCAUUACGACGGCCGCCUUACCCCUGGGCUCCAUUGUCUCGACCCCGUUCUCGGCCUGGCUGUCGGACCGUUGGGGCCGGCGCUCGUCCAUACUGGUCGGGAGCUUCAUCAUGAUCAUUGGCGUCAUCUUGCAGUGCGUCAGCACAACGAUCGGCGCCUUCCUCGGCCGCCGGAUGAUCAUCGGCUUCGGCAUCACCAUGGCCCUGACCGCUGGGCUCAUUCUGAUCUCGGAGCUCGCACAUCCCCGCCAUCGCGUCUUCUUCAGCUCGCUGUACAACACCAGCUUUUAUCUCGGAGCCCUGAUGGCGGGUUGGAUCACCUUCGGCAGCUGGCCCUUGGAAGGCCCCUGGGCCUGGCGCCUGCCGACGCUCUUCCAAGCCGCGCCCGCCUGCGUCCAGAUGUUCUUUGUCUGGUUCCUCCCCGAGAGCCCCCGGUGGCUGGUCUUUCGUGACAGGAGCGACGAGGCAUACGAGACACUGGCGAGAUAUCAUGGAGGAGGGAACUGGGAGGAUCCCCUAGUUCGAGCCGAGUUUUGGGAGAUGAAAGAAACGCUCAUGGCAGAAAAGGCAGCAAAGGGCAUUGGUCCCGGCAUAUUCCUGAAAACACCGGCGAACCGUAAGCGCUUGUUGAUUCUGUUAAGUUUACGUAAAGAAACCUUCCUAAUCACAUUGGCUGUCUUCGGACAGUGGUCUGGCAACGGGCUCGUAUCAUACUAUUUGACAAAGAUUCUCACCAGCAUCGGAAUCACGACCCAAGGGGAGCAGACGAUGCUGAACUGA
Pyricularia pennisetigena is the source of this 1047-nucleotide messenger RNA. RefSeq lists its product as uncharacterized. The coding region runs from base 1 to 1047 and encodes 348 amino acids. Gene Ontology annotation, molecular function: carbohydrate:proton symporter activity. Gene Ontology annotation, cellular component: membrane. The transcript is spliced from 2 exons. The record is from RefSeq and is a predicted model, not a curated record. Lineage: Eukaryota; Fungi; Ascomycota; Sordariomycetes; Magnaporthales; Pyriculariaceae. Gene Ontology annotation, biological process: transmembrane transport; carbohydrate transport.